ACAAAAUCAGGAAGACCUGUGAGGCAGUUCGAGUCUAACAGCAGCAGCACAACUGUGACGCCGGAAUCUCAGCUCUUCAUCCUCCAAACGUCAAGUGUUGGAAUAUGACUACCGCCACCACAACGCCGGACUACUCUUACGAGGACGGCGUCGGAAUGUUAUGCAACAUUGAGCCGGAUCCUGCCGCGGAAAUAACCCAGACGAUCAUCCACUCCGUCAUCUGUGCCUUCGGCCUCUUCGGAAACCUUCUGGUCAUCACCACCUAUGUGUUCCACAAGAAAGCCAAGACCAUGACGGACGUGUACCUCUUCAACGUUGCCAUGGCCGACCUGAUCUUCGUGGUGGCUCUACCUUUGAUCAUUUACAAUGAGCAGCACAAGUGGUUCAUGGGCACCGCGGCAUGCAAGAUCCUGAGGUCGGCGUACAGCAUCAACCUCUAUAGUGGGAUGCUCCUGUUGGCGUGCAUCAGCGGGGACCGUUACGUCGCGAUCGUUCACGCCAGGCGUUCCUUUGGCUCUCGCUCCAGUGCCCUGAUCUACAGCCGGGUCAUCUGCCUGGUGGUCUGGCUCUCCACCGCAGCGCUCACCUUGCCCACGCUCAUCUACACCAAGCGCUUUGAGGAGAAUAAUGGCAAGGCCUCCUGUGAAAUGUCCUUUGACAACAAUGAGACCGCCAAGCUCAUGAAAGUUCUGGUUCCAAGUCUGCAGAUGGGUGUGGGCUUCAUGCUGCCUCUGGUGGUGAUGCUGCUUUGCUACUCCAGCGUCGUCUUCACCCUGCUGAGAGCGAAGAGCAGCCAGCGGCACAAGGCCGUGCGCGUGGUUCUCGCGGUGGUGGUGGUUUUUAUCCUCUGUCACCUGCCCUACAACGUGACUCUGCUGGUCCACACCACAGUUCUAUUCACCCAGAGAGAUUGUGGCGAGGAGAAACUGAAAUUCCAAGUCCUGACCAUCUCCAGGAGUGUGGCCUACCUCCACUGCUGCCUCAACCCGAUUCUCUACGCCUUCGUCGGAGUGAAAUUCCGGGCCCACUUCAAGCAGAUAAUAAAAGAUUUGUGCUGCUUCAGCAAAUACUUCAUCUCAUCCACUCGCGCCUCCAGAGGAACGUCCGAAAUCUGCAUCUCGGGCGUCAGGAUCUCUGACGGCUCAAACCAUGUCUCAUCCUUCAGUGCAUAAAGUUGUUCCAUGGACUAAGGAAUGUUUUUCUGUAUAAAAUUUGCUUUAUUGCGCAAAUUAACUUGUAAUGCAAAAAAAAUAAAGAACCAAAUAAGGCAUC
Messenger RNA from Synchiropus splendidus (mandarinfish), 1272 nucleotides. It is a transcript of the gene ccr6b, whose product is annotated as chemokine (C-C motif) receptor 6b. Gene Ontology annotation, cellular component: membrane. Gene Ontology annotation, biological process: immune response; G protein-coupled receptor signaling pathway. The transcript has 2 exons. Gene Ontology annotation, molecular function: G protein-coupled receptor activity. The coding region runs from base 105 to 1172 and encodes 355 amino acids. The record is from RefSeq and is a predicted model, not a curated record. NCBI's taxonomy places the organism in Eukaryota, Metazoa, Chordata, Actinopteri, Syngnathiformes, Callionymidae.